Molecule: messenger RNA, 7495 nt
Organism: Ficedula albicollis (Collared flycatcher)
Lineage: Eukaryota; Metazoa; Chordata; Aves; Passeriformes; Muscicapidae
Gene: THSD7A
Product: thrombospondin type 1 domain containing 7A
Exons: 28
Coding region: 1-5199 (1732 amino acids)
Biological process (GO): actin cytoskeleton organization
Cellular component (GO): plasma membrane
Source: RefSeq, a predicted model, not a curated record
AUGAGGAGCGCGGAGCAGCGCCCGAGCCAGCGCGAGGAGCUGCAGCAGCAGCAGCAGCAGCGACAGCGAGCCAGGGCUCUAUUGUUCCCCGGCGUCAAGCGGCUUCUCCCGCCCCAGUGCCAUGCACAGCAGCGGCAGAGAGCUCUCCGGCCCCUUCCUCCCCGCGAAGAAGCCGUGAAGAGGGGAGGGUCGCUGCGGGAAGGUCCGGCGGCGGCGCCGCGGGGUUUUGGGGCCGGAGGGAUGGGGCUGAGCGCGGGGAGCGCCGCUCGCUGCCCCGCUGCCGGGGAUGCUGCCCUGCCCGCCCGGAGCCUGCGAGCCCCGCUGCCGCUGCCGCUGCUGCUGCUGCUGCUGCUGCUGCUGCUGCCGGCGACCCGGGACGCCCGAGCGCAAAGUGAAUCCCAAACUUCCUCCGUCUAUUUGUGGAAGACGGGUCCGUGGGGGAGAUGCAUGGGCGAUGAGUGCGGCCCGGGAGGCAUCCAGACGCGGGCGGUGUGGUGCGCCCACGCCGAGGGCUGGACCACGCUGCCCACCAACUGCCGGCAGCCCGAGCGGCCGGACAGCCAGCGGGGCUGCUUCCGCGUCUGCGACUGGCACCGCGACCUCUACGGCUGGCAGAUCGCCGGCUGGAGCCCCUGCCGGCCCGUGCUGUCCCGCAGCCACGAGAAGCCCCUGGAGUGCCUCCGCGGGGAGGAGGGCAUCCAGACGCGGGACAUCACCUGCGUGCAGAGAUCCAACGGCGUUGCUGCCGAGGAUGCCAUCUGCGAGUACUUCGAGCCGAAGCCGCGGCAGGAGCAGGCGUGCCUCAUCCCGUGCCGGCAGGACUGCAUCGUGGCCGAGUUCUCGCCCUGGUCCCAGUGCUCCAAGACCUGCGGCAAUGGGCUGCAGCACCGCACCCGGCACGUGGUGGCUCCGCCGCAGUUCGGGGGCUCGGCCUGCCCCAACCUCACCGAGUUCCAGAUGUGCCAGUCCAGCCCCUGCUCGGCUGAGGAAAGCCUGUACAGCCUCAGCGUGGGGCCGUGGAGCGCCUGCUCCCUGCCCCAUUCCCGGCAGACGAGGCAAGCCAGGAAGCGCGGGAAGAGCAAGGACAAGGAGAAGGACAGAGAAAAGGCGGUUCGAGAUCCUGAGGCUCGCGAGUUAAUUAAGAAGAAGAGGAAUCGUAACAGGCAGAAUAGGCAGGAGAACAAAUACUGGGACAUACAAAUUGGGUACCAAACAAGGCAGGUCACGUGUACUCACAGAAAUGGGAAAACUGCUGCUCUGAGCUUCUGCAAUCAGGAAAAGCUGCCCAUCACAUUUCAGUCCUGUGUGAUCACGAAGGAGUGCCAGGUGUCAGAGUGGUCAGAAUGGACCCCCUGCUCCAAAACCUGCUUUGACAUGACAACCCCCAAAGGGAACCGUACGAGGUCACGGAGCAUUAAGCAGCUCCCUGUUGGCAGUGAAAGCGAAUGCCCACAAUUAGAAGAAGCAGAGCAGUGUGUCUCUCAAGGAGAUGGUGUAGCACCCUGCAUUACGUACGGCUGGCGGAGCACGGAGUGGACGGAGUGCCGCGUGGAUCCUCUGCUCAGCCAGCAGGACAAGCGGCGGGGGAACCACACCGCGCUCUGCGGAGGGGGCCUCCAGACCAGGGAGCUGUACUGCGUGCAGGCCAAUGAAAACCUCCUCUCCUACCUAAACACCCUCAAGGAUAAAGAAGCUUCAAGGCCAGUAGACCGUAAACUGUGCACAGGACCCCUUCCCAGCACCUCCCAGCUGUGCCACGUUCCCUGUCCUACAGAGUGCGAGACCUCGGCGUGGUCAGCCUGGGGACCCUGCACCUAUGAAAGCUGUGAUGACCCUCAGGCCAAGAAGGGCUUUAAACUGAGGAAACGUCGCAUCACCAAUGAGCCCACAGGAGGAACAGGGAACUGCCCUCACCUGUUGGAAGCCAUCCCUUGUGAAGAGCCCUCCUGCUAUGACUGGAGAAUCACGGGGCUGGAGGAGUGUGUUCCUGACAAUGAAAGGCCCUGUGGCCCCGGUACCCAGGUUCCCGUUGUCGUCUGCAUCAACAGCGAUGGAGAAGAAGUUGACAGGCAGCUGUGUAGAGACGCCAUCUACCCGAUCCCGGUGGCGUGCGAAGCGCCGUGCCCCAAGGACUGCGUGCUCAGCUCCUGGUCUGCCUGGUCCUCCUGCUCGCACACCUGCUCCGGGAAAACCACGGAGGGGAGGCAGGUGCGCGCCCGCUCCAUCCUGGCCUACGCUGGGGAAGGAGGAGCACAGUGCCCAAACAGCAGUGCCCUGCAGGAAACACGCAGCUGCAACGAGCACUCUUGCACCGUGUACCACUGGCAGACCGGCCCGUGGGGACAGUGCAUAGAGGACACGUCUGUCUCUGCUUUCAACUCCUCUGCCAGCUGGAACGGGGAGGCCACCUGCUCCGUGGGCAUGCAGACAAGAAAGGUCAUCUGUGUCAGAGUCAACGUGGGACAAGUAGGCCCAAAAAAAUGCCCUGAAAGCCUUCGACCUGAAACUGUGAGACCUUGUCUGCUUCCCUGUAGGAAGGACUGUAUUGUGACUCCAUUCAGUGACUGGACAGCAUGUCCUUCUUCAUGUCAAGAAGGGGGUGUCACGGUAAGGAAGCAGUCCCGCCACCGAGUCAUCAUCCAGCUCCCUGCCAAUGGUGGGCGGGAGUGCCCAGACUCUCUCUUUGAGGAAAGGGAAUGUGAAGCUUCUCCUGUCUGUCACAACUUCAGGUGGAAGACACACAAAUGGCGCAGGUGCCAGCUGGUACCGUGGUACGUGCGCCAAGACAGUCCGGGAGCACAGGAGACCUGUGGGCCUGGACUACAAGCAAGAGCAAUUACUUGUCGCAGACAAGACGGAGGACAAGCUGACAUCAGUGAGUGCCUUAAAUACUCUGGCCCAUUACCACCCUUAACACAGACGUGCCAGAUUCCCUGCCAAGAUGACUGUCAGUUCACAAACUGGUCAAAAUUUUCUCCCUGUAAUGGGGACUGUGGAGGAGUCAGGACAAGAAAACGCACUCUCGUUGGAAAAAGUAAGAAAAAGGACAAAUGUAGAAAUUCUCAGUUGUAUCCUCUGAUCGAGAACCAGUUUUGCCCGUGUGACAAGUACAGUGCUCAGCCUGUGGGAAACUGGUCAGACUGUAUUUUGCCAGAGGGGAAGAUGGAAGUGCUGCUGGGAAUGAAGGUCCAGGGAGAUGUUAAGGAGUGUGGGCAGGGCUAUCGCUACCAGGCCAUGGCGUGCUACGACCAAGACAGUCGGCUGGUGGAAACAUCACGAUGCAACAGUCACGGGUACAUUGAGGAAGCCUGUAUUAUUCCAUGUCCCUCAGACUGCAAGCUCAGUGAGUGGUCCAACUGGUCUCGCUGUAGUAAGUCCUGUGGGAGUGGGGUCAAAGUUCGGUCAAAAUGGCUUCGUGAAAAACCCUACAAUGGUGGAAGACCCUGUCCAAAGCUAGAUCACGUCAAUCAGGCACAGGUGUAUGAGGUAGUCCCCUGCCACAGUGACUGCAGCCAGUACAUAUGGGUUACUGAGCCCUGGAGUGUCUGCAAGGUCACCAACGUGGACUUAAAAGAGAAUUGUGGAGAAGGUGUUCAAACAAGGAAAGUCAGGUGCAUGCUGAACACUGUGGAUGGUCCUUCUGACACAGUAGAAGACUACCUGUGUGAUCCUGAAGAGAUGCCACUGGGUGCUAGAAAAUGCACAUUGCCAUGUCCUGAGGACUGUGUCAUGUCUGAAUGGGGAUCGUGGUCUCAGUGUUCUUUGCCAUGCAAUGGAAGUAGUGUCCGUGAAAGGUCAGCUGAAUGCCUAAGACAACCAGAUGAUGGAAAGCCUUGUCCUGCUGCCACCGAGGCAGAAGCCUGCACUUUGAACAAGAACUGCUACCACUAUGACUACAAUGUGACAGACUGGAGCACUUGUCAGCUCAGUGAGAAGGCUGUCUGUGGCAGUGGUAUCAAAACGCGGAUGCUCGAUUGUGUUCGCAGUGAUGGCAAAUCAGUUGACCUGAAAUACUGUGAAGAGCUUGGUUUGGAAAAGACAUGGCAAAUGAAUAUGUCCUGUGUGGUGGAAUGUCCUGUGAACUGUCAGCUCUCUGACUGGUCCACUUGGUCUGAGUGCUCUCAAACAUGUGGCCUUACAGGAAAAAUGAUCAGAAGAAGGACCAUAAAUCAGCCUUUUCAGGGUGAUGGGAGGCCUUGUCCUUCUCAGAUGGAGCAAUUCAAACCCUGUCCAGUAAAACCUUGCUACCGAUGGCAAUAUGGUCAAUGGUCUGCAUGCAAAGUAGAGGAUGCUCAAUGUGGAGAGGGAACACGAGUGAGGAACAUCUCCUGUGUGGUUUAUGAUGGAUCCAUUGAAGAUGUUGGCAAAGUAGUAGAUGAGGAAUUCUGUGCAGAAAUAGAGCCUAUUAUAGAUGGUGAUAAGAAGAUAAUACUUGAGGAAACCUGUACUUUUCCUUGUCCAGGGGACUGUUACUUGAGAGAGUGGUCAGAAUGGAGCCUUUGCCAGCUAACCUGUGUUAAUGGCGAGGAUCUUGGUUUUGGUGGAAUACAAGUCCGAUCUAGAGCAGUGAUCGUUCAGGACUUGGAGAAUCAACAUCUCUGUCCAGAACAGGCUUUGGAAACAAGACCAUGCAAUGAUGGCCAGUGCUAUGAGUACAAGUGGAUGGCCAGCCCAUGGAAGGGAUCCUCUCGGACUGUGUGGUGCCAAAGGUCAGAUGGUUUAAAUGUCACAGGGGGCUGUUUAGUGAUGCGCCAACCAGACGCUGACAGGUCAUGUAACCCACCGUGCAGCCAGCCCCACGCUUACUGCAGUGAGACUAGAACAUGCAGUUGUGAAGAUGGAUUCACUGAAGUUAUGUCCUCUGAUGGCACACUCGAGCAGUGCACUCUCAUCCCGGUGGUGGUGAUCCCCACCAUGGAGGACAAAAAGGGAGAUGUGAAAACCAGUCGAGCUGUGAACCCUACCCAGCCUUCCAGUAACCAGUCAGGACGAGGAAGGACCUGGUUUCUGCAGCCUUUUGGGCCAGAUGGGAGGCUGAAGACCUGGGUUUAUGGUGUAGCUGCUGGUGCAUUUGUUUUACUCAUCUUUAUUGUUUCUAUGAUCUAUCUAGCCUGCAAAAAGCCAAAGAAGCCCCAGAGAAGGCAGAACAACCGACUGAAACCUUUAACUUUGGCUUAUGAUGGAGACGCAGACAUGUAAAAUACAACUUCUCAUGGUGACAAAUGGAGUCUAACCUAAGGAAUGAAAUCAGAAGGUGUCCAAAGCCACAGGGAUUUUCUACUGAGUGGAUUAAGUGUUUUGAAUUUUUCUGUUUUGUAACUGCACCAUAGAUAAAGAAGGAUGAAUUUCAUAAUGCCUACCGAUAUUCAAGGUAUUAUUGCUUUACUUUAGACCAUCAGCACCAAGAAGUCAGGCAGAAUCACCCUAAUAGACACUGCAGUUGGAGAUCUGUGGUGUUUCCUCAGUCUUGGAACUGAGCACCAUAUAUGCCUCCAGAAUACUGUAGCUGACAUACUAUUAACACUUGGAAGCCCCUGCAUCAUUAACCAAGUAUAAUCAGUACGCAUGACAAGUUUGUACCAAGCUGUCUAUGACUCUUUAUACUCAAACAGAACAUAUAUACUCAGUUGAACCAUAUGUAUUAUUCUAUCAGAUUACAUACGUGAAGAAGAGCAUUUUAGUGCUUAGUACAAUAUUAACUUUUAACUGGGAUUAACCCAAUGAGCAAGUUCAACAGUUUGCCAGUUGAUGAUGACUUGUGUUAACCUGCGUUUCAGAGGGCAAUGACUCACUUGAAAAAUUCUGUCCUGUUACCACGCCAAAUUAUAAAGGCCUCAUGCAUACAUCCAGAAAGGAGGCAUUCUCAGAUUCACUAUUUUCUAGUGGUUGGUGUCUGGAAAAAAAUACCUGCUGUAAAUGUUACAAUACCUUUCUACUUUCUCUAACUCAAACUGUUGCCUGCAUCUUUUUUGCUACGUGUAAGGCAAAUUUUUGCACUAUAUUAGUGCAGCAUGAUAUGCACUUAACUAGUAUUGCCAUAGAAACUGCCUCUUUUCAGAAAGGAUAAUGAUGUAUCUUGUGCAAGGAGUGUCAAGUAGACAGGUCUUGAAUCCUGAAGAGAGUAGUGUUCAGUUUGGACUGUGACGGGAUGGAACAAGCUACGACGUUUGCUGUACACGCGCCGUUCCUCAUCACAGCAGCCAUUUGUGCUCUACACCAUGGCAGUAAUACAAGUGUCUAGUUUCCUGCCCCAUCUACCUAUACUGGUAUAGAUUGUCCUGCUGGUUUCUAAUUGUACUUUGAAGGCUGUUUAUGACUAGAUUUUUUAUAUUUGUUAACUUUGUUAGAAAAACAAGAAAAGAAAAAGAAAAGUGGUUGCCCUGUAAUCCUGAGUGACAUACUUCCUGUCUAAAAAGGUGUUCUGAUUGUUCAACUAAAAUAAACUGGCUUUACUUCUCUUUCCUUCUGUUAAUGAGAGAUUUUUCACUGUUACUGGCAGUGCAAUACUCAGAGACAUUUUGUCUUUUCUAAUGAUGAUAAUUCAGUAGACUAUUUUAAUUAUUCAGUUAAACACCUGAGUGUACUGGCAAGUAAACAGUAAGAUCAAUAGUUCUGCCAUUUUAGCACUCAUGACUUUUUUAAAAACUCUGGCAGUAUGAAAACUCAUUGUUAACCUCUUCAUGCUUAUGGCUUUUCAGUGUUAGGCUUCCAACAUGAAGCUCAUUGACUUGCCACUCAUGUGACAUGGCUGUUAUGGAUGUGAUCCAUGACCUGAGAAGGGUUAUUCUCCUCAAAUGGCUUCUGUGUGCAGCCAGAACAUACGAGUGACUGUGCCACUACUAAGCAAUACAAAGCUUUAUCAGGCAACCUCUCAAAAAUAAUUGUUACAUAAAUUUCAGUAUUAGGUUCUCAGGUCUUUUAUAUAACCUAAACCACUUCUGCCUACUCAUCACUCUAUUUACUCAAGAAGCACCAGGUUUUGCACACUGAAUGAAAGUAGCUUUGCAAACUUUGGCCCAGAUCCACUGAAAUCAAUUACAAGACUCUCAUGGGCAUCAAUGGGUAAUAUCAGUUCUUUAAAAUACACAUCUUUGUUCUAUGUAACAUAAUUCUUGAAACCAAUGAGCGUUUUCUGGAUAUUCAGGAGAGAUUAUGGUCCUGCUUUAACUUAGCUGCCAUAUUACCAGUGUGGUGUUACUGCAUCAAGAAAAUUACCUUCAUCCCACUGUUACAGGUAUUCCCCAAAUGGGAAUGAUGAGCAGAGGAACAAUGGUAACAAUCUUUGGUGCAGGUUUAAUUUCUCAUUUUAUACCUUGAUCCAGCUGCAGCUGAUGAAGAUUCAUGGCCCCUGCCACAGCAGUGGUUCAUUUAUAUACGUGUUUCAGGGCUGGAGUAUUCAGUCUUACAUCACCUUGUAAAGAUCCAUUGCAAAAAUACAAAUCUUGAUAAUUUUAAUUUCCAGCACUCUUGAGUAGAAAACAAGAAAAACUUGGUU